Messenger RNA from Eubalaena glacialis (North Atlantic right whale), 1851 nucleotides. It is a transcript of the gene SCG2, whose product is annotated as secretogranin II. The transcript has a single exon. Gene Ontology annotation, cellular component: secretory granule. NCBI's taxonomy places the organism in Eukaryota, Metazoa, Chordata, Mammalia, Artiodactyla, Balaenidae. The record is from RefSeq and is a predicted model, not a curated record. The coding region runs from base 1 to 1851 and encodes 616 amino acids.
AUGGCAGAAGCUAAGACUCACUGGCUUGGAGCAGCCCUGUCUCUCAUCCCUUUAAUUUUCCUCUUCUCUGAGGCCGAAGCAGCUUCAUUUCAGAGAAACCAGCUGCUUCAGAAGGAACCAGAUAUCAGAUUGGAAAAUGUCCAAAGGUUUCCCAGUCCUGAAAUGAUCAGGGCUUUGGAGUACAUAGAAAAGCUCCGACAACAAGCUCACAAAGAAGAAAGCAGCCUAGACUACAAUCCCUACCAAGGUGUCUCUGUUCUCCUUCAGCAAAAAGAAAAUGGUGACUUGCCAGAAAGUUCAAGGGAUUCCCUGAGUGAAGAUGAGUGGAUGAAGAUAAUACUUGAAGCUUUGAGACAGGCUGAAAAUGAGCCCCAGUCUGCACCAAAAGAAAACAAGCCCUAUACCUUGAAUUCAGAAAAGAACUUUCCAAUGGACAUGCCUGAUGAUUAUGAGACUCAACAGUGGCCGGAGAGAAAGCUCAAGCACAUGAGAUUCCCUCCUAUAUAUGAAGAGAAUUCCAGGGACAACCCCUUUAAACGCACAAAUGAAAUAGUAGAGGAACAAUAUACUCCUCAAAGCCUUGCUACGUUGGAAUCUGUCUUCCAAGAGCUGGGGAAACUGACGGGACCAAACAACCAGAAGCGUGAAAGGGUUGAUGAGGAGCAAAAACUUUACACAGAUGAUGAAGAUGAUAUCUACAAGGCUAAUAACAUUGCCUAUGAAGACGUGGUUGGGGGAGAAGAUUGGAACCCAGUAGAGGAAAAAAUAGAGAGUCAAACCCAGGAAGAGGUAAGAGACAGCAAAGAGAAUAUAGAAAAAAAUGAACAAAUCAAUGAUGAAAUGAAGCGUUCAGGGCAGCUGGGCCUCCAGGAUGAAGAUUUCCAGAAAGAGAGUAAAGACCAACUCUCAGAUGAUGUCUCCAAAGUAAUUGCCUAUCUGAAAAGGUUAGUGAAUGCUGCAGGAAGUGGGAGGUCACAGAAUGGGCAAAACGGGGAAAGAGCAACCAGGCUUUUUGAGAAACCACUUGAUUCUCAAUCUAUUUAUCAGCUGAUUGAAAUCUCAAGGAAUUUACAAAUACCCCCUGAAGACUUAAUUGACAUGCUCAAAACUGGGGAGAAGCCAAGUGUAUCAGUGGAACCAGAGCAGGAGCUUGAAAUUCCCUUUGACCCUGAAGACAUCUCAGAGGUGGACUUAGACCAUCCAGAUCUGUUCCAAAAUAAGAUGCUCUCCAAGAAUGGCUACCCCAAAACACCUGGUCGUGCUGUGGCAGAGGCUCUACCAGAUGGGCUCAGUGUUGAGGACAUUUUAAAUCUUUUAGGGAUGGAAAAUGCAGCAAAUCAAAAGCCUCCAUAUUUUCCCAAUCAGUAUAACCAAGAGAAGGUUCUGUCAAGACUCCCCUAUGGUCCUGGAAGGUCUAAAGCAAACCAACUUCCCAAAGCUGUCUGGAUGCCAGAUGUUGAAAACAGACAAAUGGCAUAUGAAAACCUGAAUGACAAGGAUCAAGAAUUAGGGGAGUACUUGGCCAAGAUGCUAGUUAAAUACCCUGAAAUCAUGAAUUCAAACCAAGUGAAGCGAGUUCCCAGUCAAGGCUCAUCUGAAGAUGAUCUACAGGAAGAGAACCAAAUCGAGCAGGCCCUCAAAGAACGUUUGAAUCAACACAGCUCUCAGGAGACUGACAAACUGGCCUCGGUAAGCAAAAGGCUCCCUGUGGGGUCCCCAAAGAGUGAUGAUACCCCCAACAGACAGUACUUGGAUGAAGAUCUGUUAAUGAAAGUGCUGGAAUACCUCAACCAAGAAAAGGCAGAAAAGGGAAGGGAGCAUAUUGCUAAGAGAGCAAUGGAAAAUAUGUAA